GGGGAAUAGGAGAAGAGGAAGACAGAGAGCGUGCGCAGCGCACGACAGCGUCGGCGGCGCGUGGGGGUAGGGGAGACGAAGGGAGCGGGGAUCGUUCGGAGGAAGCGACACCCGUAGCUCCGCUUUACCGCCGCAUUCUCGAGCGUUCGUCUCCGUUCGUCUCCUCGUCGUCAUCGGCGUAGUAGUAGCAGCGGCAGCAGAAGCAGAAGCAGAAGAAGCACCAGCAGCAGCACGCCACUACUACCACCGAAGCAGGAGUAGUAGUAGUAGUAGUAGUAGUAGUGCCCAGUAUACAGAAGCACCAGGCAACACAGCAAUCGGUGUGCGAUCGCGGUCUACGCACGUACUCGCCGCCCGCGCCCGCGCGCGCGCGCUCGCUCGCUCGCUCGCUCGCUCGCUACAAGCUCGUUGUUACAACCACGUAUUGCUCUUCGUUGGUUUUUUGUGUUUUCAUUGUUCUCUCUCUCUCUCUCUCUUUCUCUCUUACCCCCCCUCGCGCGUUUCUUCUUUUGCUAUUUUUUUUUGUUUUUUUUUUUUUCUUUCAUUUCCUCCCCGAGCGGAAGAUCACGCUUCUUCUUCUGCUUUGCGAGAUCGUAUCGUCGUUAUCUCCUCUCCCCCCCCGCUCUGUUCCGCCAUUAAUUUUUGGCGGUUUGUGUGUUCGUGAAAGAAAGACGAAAAAAGAAACGACUCUUCCCCGUGUCUACUGGUUUCGAUCGUAAUUUUUUUUUUUCUUACUUACUGUCGGCAACCGAGCAGUGUCCGUCGCGUUCACCGUGCCACCGAUCCACCACCACGGCUAGUGAUCCACGCUCGAAAGGAGAAGGGAACAAAGAGAGCAGCCAGGAGAAAAGGAAAGAGAAAGAUAUAGAGAAAGAGAAGAGAGAGAGAGAGAGAAAGAAAGAGAAAAAGAGAGAGAGAGAGAGGAAGAUCGAGCCGUUCGGAGUGGGAGGGAGAGAGAUCGAAGUGACGUUUCCGUGGGAGUUCCUUCUCGAACAGAGGUGGAAUCCUUUCGCGAGUGCGUAGUGCGCGCGUAAAGAGGGUUCUUCGUGUUUGCUGCUCCCUCCGUUCUAACGUAUAGAACGGGUCAUGCUCUAGAUACGGUUUUCUGCGAGUUACUUGCUCGACGCGUUAAUAAAAAUAUCGUAUCCGACCCGAGUUCGUCGACAGCUCGAGGAAACCUAAGAAGACUCGUAUCGAUAGAAGAGGGACAGAGAAAGAGAUCGAAAGAAAGAAAGAAGGAGCGAGAGGAAGAGAGAGAGAGAGAGAGAGAGAGAGAGAGAGACGGAGGAGUGAAAGGGAAAGCGAAAAGUGGAUGUGAGUAGUGAUAGGAAGAAUAAAAGGAGGGGGAGGAGUGUAUUGUGCGUGUGUGUCUCUCUCGCUCGCUCGAUCGCUCUGGCACGAGUUUUCGAUAUCGCCGGAAAUAUCGAAAGCUCGUCAAAAUGAUGGGAAAGAGAACGCAGUGUUACUUGUGCGACCUACCCAGAAUGCCCUGGGCAAUGAUCAUGGACUUUUCCGAGCCGGUAUGCCGUGGAUGCGUGAAUUACGAGGGAGCCGACCGAAUAGAUCUCGUAUUGGAGUCGGCCAAACAGUUGAAGAAGGCUCAUGGUUUUCAAGAUGCCAGGCCGUCCGCGUCUAAGGGUUACAGAUCGGCCGGUCAUACGGAACACAAUGGUGGCCCGAAUUUGGACGUUCUACCGAUACAGAACGCCGGUCAAACGCAUUCGAGGCAUCACAACAUUGCCGCCAGUUACUCCCAAUUGCAUCACAGGAACUCUAUAACCGAAUUCAAUUCCGGUACUACGAGACAACAAAUAUCGAGACAACACGAGGACGGUCACGAUCUUGGUAAUGGAUUGAGAGGGAACAACGUUAGAAUUCCUAACGCCCACCUCGCCGCUGUCGCCCAUCACGUGAGCCUAGGUCAUAACAGAGGUAUGUCGCAAUUGAAACGCGGCAUAUCGGCGAUUGACGAGGACGAACACACGGAGAAAAGGCUAUCGUUGGAGGAUCAACAUCCGGUAAGGCCGCCUCUAACGAGGGGCGACUCUUUGCCCGCCGUCAGUCUGGCCGUUAGCUACGUUCACGAUAGAAACAAGGAGAAACACCCUGUUAGGGCGCCGAGCUUCGAAACCGCGACCACGUUCAAGGCCAAUGUUGCUUACGUUGGCUCGUCCAUUCCGUUGGCACCUGCAAACGUAGCGGCAAAUGGCGGAGGAUCUCCUCUUCGUCCUAGAACGAGUCCUCCGCCGCCACCUCCACCAACGCAAGAAAGUCCUAACGAUAACCCACAGAAUAAUCAUCAUCAGGGAUCGACGAACGGACCUUCACCGAUGGCCGCCUUGAUGUCUGUUGCCGACAAUCUGACGUCUCCAGAACCCGUACCCCAGCCACCAAACAAUCCAAGUCCUACGAGCAGAAGCCCACCAACUACAGCCACCAACGUUCAACAACGUAGCGCUUCCAGAGGUUCUCAACACAGUCCUAAUGGUUCAGUCAAUUUUCUCUCAGGAACGUCGGGCAGAAGAUCUAGCUGUUCCAGGCACGUAUCUUCGACGACGGUAACGACGUCGUCUGAAGGUGCAGUGGCACAAUCAGCAGGUGCCGAGCCUGUAUCAGCGCCAACCUUAAAAUGCACUCUUUGUCAAGAACGUCUCGAGGACACACACUUUGUUCAAUGUCCAAGCGUUCCCCAUCACAAAUUUUGUUUCCCUUGCAGUCGAGAUAGCAUAAAGAGACAGGGUGCUGGUUCUGAGGUUUACUGUCCGAGUGGAGAGAAGUGUCCGUUGGCAAAUAGCCAAGUACCGUGGGCGUUUAUGCAAGGAGAGAUAGCGACCAUUCUUGGUGAAGAUACUACUGGUUCAGGGCUUAAGGUCAAGAAGGAAAGGGAAACUUAAAGAGAGUUUCGAGAAUUUUGACCGUGGCUCCAAUUUUUCGCCCUCCCAUUAAAAAGGAGGGUGUUAAUGGUGAAACCGUGAAGGUUCACCGAAUACUUUUGGUAACGGUGUUUAAACGUUGGUUAAAUAUGCGAACCAACAAAAAAACGACUAGAGCCAAAGACGCAUUGUCGAUGUUGUACGAAUUGGGUUCCCAUGAAAAGCAGCAUUACGUUGUUUGUCAGGGAAAGUGGACGAUUUGACGUUUACUAUAUUGUUUAUCUAUCUCUCUCUCUUUUUUUUUUUUCUUUUUUUCUACCACUGUAUAAGGUAUUGUGAUCGAUCGAUCGAUCGUUCGUUCGUUCGUUCGUUCGUUCGGUUCAUUCGUUUGGUAUUUGAAGAAAUUGGUCUUGAGAAGAAGUCUUUGGCAAAUUGUACGCUGGCGUCGGUUCUGUGCACACAUACAAAGAUAUCCAUACAAAUGAAACAUACGCAGACACACAUACAUAUAUACACAUACAGAUACGUGCAACGCAGACGUGUAUAUAUACGAAUAUUAUGGAGAUAGCAGAUAUCGCGCCCCGGGCCAUAAGUGAAUUUUUUUAGUUGUAUCUCUCUCUCUCUCUCUCUCACUCUCACUCUCUCUCCUCCUCUGUUUCUCUCUAUCUCUGUCUUUCUUCAUUCGAAAUCUACAAGAAGUUGUGUCGUUUGCCCAGCGCGAUGGGAGGAAGGAGCGAGCUAAUUCCUGCUCAUAUAUAUUAUAUUUGUAUUUGUAUUUUGGCUGACAAUUGCCUGCCUUUUUAAUUGUCGUUUCCUGUGUUAAAUGCCUUUUUCAUUGUGUACGCGUUUAAGUAACGCGUACGAAAGGUAUACACAUAAACACAUACACGCAUACGAACACAUCCACCUACAGGAUGCGCAUGAGUAUUAUACGACUUUCUAUUAAGAAAAAAAAAAAGAAAACAGAAAAAAAAAGAAAAAAAAAUAACGAAAAAGAUCGUAUAAGCAUAUAUAUAUAUAUAUACACACAUAUAUAUAUACACAUACAUACAUACAUACGUACAUAUAUAUAUAUAUGUAUGUUUGUUGCGUUCGAUUCUUAAAACACACCACGUUGAAAAAAAAGUGGAAUACGUACAAAAUUUUGGUUGGUCCGUUCGUAAUAUAAAAAACUCGAACGAUUUAUCGAAUUUUUUCUUUGAUAUAAUAUUUCUACUUUUUGCUCGUAAUCAAACUAUAUGUUGUCGUGAAUACAAUUUUUGGGCCAACGAGCGUGGGAUUUCUUGUAUAUUAUGUAAAUGUGUGUGUGUAUAUAUGUAUAUAUAUAUACACACAUAUAGUAUAUAUAUAUAUAUACUAAGUUAUUAGUAAAGAAAAAAAUCACGUACGACUAAAGGAGUACCACCCGUUCUUAUGUGUACAAACAAACAAAAACUAACUUGCAUUCGUUUGCAUUCGAUAUGUUAUUAUACUAAAUUAUUUUGUUUUUUCUCUCUCUCU
Vespula pensylvanica (western yellowjacket) is the source of this 4373-nucleotide messenger RNA. It is a transcript of the gene Pits, whose product is annotated as interferon regulatory factor 2-binding protein-like B. The record is from RefSeq and is a predicted model, not a curated record. Gene Ontology annotation, cellular component: nucleus. Gene Ontology annotation, biological process: regulation of transcription by RNA polymerase II. Bases 1440 to 2894 code for a protein of 484 amino acids. The transcript is spliced from 5 exons. NCBI's taxonomy places the organism in Eukaryota, Metazoa, Arthropoda, Insecta, Hymenoptera, Vespidae. Gene Ontology annotation, molecular function: transcription corepressor activity.